Molecule: messenger RNA, 2684 nt
Organism: Cyprinus carpio (common carp)
Lineage: Eukaryota; Metazoa; Chordata; Actinopteri; Cypriniformes; Cyprinidae
Source: RefSeq, a predicted model, not a curated record
UCGUUGUCUCACAUCUCUCCGCGGAGGCGUGCCCACGCCGCUCAAAUACAGCGCUACAGACGCGCGCCUUACUCAUUCGGUUUGUCAGAGCGUACAUUGAGGCAAGCAGAUCCGCGCUUCCCACGCCCAGGAGAACAUGCGUUUGUCUCGAACCAUAUCCACUCCCGACAUUGUGAAACAGCGCGUUCGUCUUAGUAUAUCGUGAAGCGCCACGACCGCUACAAUUUCGAUUUUGGUGAAAAAAGUUUUACGACGGCUUGGACGUCUACUUUCCAUUUAGCUGUUUGUGGAGGACGCAUGAUUGACCUGUGCCGGACCAAAAGCGAAGAUUGCAUGAAAGAUCUCAAGGCUAUACUCAGCUGCGCCACACUGGGAGGCUUACUGGAUAAGCAGAAGCAUCCCUGUGACUCCAAAAAAGUGCCUCCGCUUCUGUCUUCUCCCAUGAUGGCCCUGGCCUCCUUCCAUCUGAUGCAAACUCUAAAAAACUCUCCAGCGGCUCUGCGUCGGCGAUUCUGUCGCGACCGCACAGAGAGCCUGUCUCACGGCGAUCCCCUCUUCAAAGUGCACUACCUUGGCACCAAGAAGAUCUUCUCCCUGGACUUAGAGCAGGCGGAGGAUGCCAUCGAUCAACUCCUGGAUGGGGCGCCUGGGAAGCUUUCUAAAGAUCAUGCCAUGGUAGUGCGACCGCGAUACGUAGAAGUUAAAGAACUAAGCACUGGAAGACAGCUCACCAAGACCUACUUGCAGGAUAUCGCAUACUGUGCUUCGCACACGGCCAGACCCAAUGUGUUUCUGUAUAUCUGCAGGCAGCCCGGUCAGCAGCUACAAUGCAGAGUGUUCUGGUGCAGUCGGGCAGAAAGGGCAAAGGACAUGACUGCCUGCCUAGCAAUGUCGUUUCAGCAAGCGCUCAACGACUGGCAGGGUGGAUGUGCCAAGUUGCCGCAAGGGGAAGGAAUCACUAAAGAGCCAGAGAUUCCUGGAACGCCCACUGCACCCAAAGGGUCAACAUUGCCAGCUAGUUUGGGAAAAGUCCGUUGGAAAAAGAGGGGGUCGGUGUCCCGCAGUCCUCUCCGUGCCAUUUCCAGAAGAGGUUCUGACAGCGACAACUGGCACUGAUGUUUCCCAUCCCACCCUGAUUAUCGACAACAUUCAUUUUGGGAUGCUUGUGAAUUUCCAGCGUUGAAUGUGAGGGAAAAAAACAACCACACCUACAGCUGAUGGAAUUUUUGAGCUUUGAUAAGAGUUUGCAACUCAAGUGCAGAGUCUGUUUCUGAACAGCCACCGCAUUUGACUUUACCAAAGUGAUAAAAAAUAGAUUUCUAGAGAUCAUUGUUUGGUUUAGGAAAUUGAUAGGUUCAGUCACGCUGGUUUAAAUUUCAUCUCAGUUUGCUUAAGGACUAUGAGACAGUACCAAAGCUGCUCAUCUGAGCUGAACUGGUGUCUAGUUUUAAAGCCAUGUAUGUAUCACAGAGUUGAGUUUUUCAAGUCAGUGUACAGUACAUGUCUGGGUAGUUUGCUGAUGUGACUGAUGAGCAGUGAGACAGUUUUUGUUUGUAUUAGAGGUGUCAGAUGAGGAUCUGUGUGGAAAGUGGGUGGAUGCAUGAUGGUAAACAGUAGCAGGACCAGGACAUCAAAGUAAUUGCUUUGGAAAACUGUUUCAUAUGGCCAAAACCUCCACAUAUUGUUACUGAUGAUUGAAUUAAUAUUACACCCUCAAUGUGACCAUGUUGUAUUAUUUACUGCAUAUUUGUAUACCAACUUGACAAUCAGCACUGGUUGUAAUUUAGCAUUGGAAAGACAGAGGUACUGAUUCUUGUUUCUGGUUGGUCUAUUAUAGCCAUAUCCUGCUUUGCCUGGUUUUACCUCAGUUUCCCAUUUUUUAAAAGGUUUUUAAUUCAUAAUUUGAGUUGUUCAAGCUUUGAACUUGAAGCAUAGGUUCCAAACAGAUAAAGAGGAACAGAGUUAAUGCUGUUAAUUGCUGUUUUCUCUUAAAAUGAGAAUAUUUUCUCCAACCACCUGCAUUCCAGCAAUUAUUUGAGGCGGUUUUUUUCUGUAACUGCAAGUUGUUUCACUACAUCAGCCCAUUUUUGUCUAAAAAGAAAAAAGCCAAGUAAGUAACGGUCUCCUGGCAACAGCUUAAGACAUCAGAAUGCUGACUGAUUUAAAGGUAUGCUUGCGUUAACGUCAUGUCCUUGAAAAAACAGCAUCUUUGCACUGCAGUUACGUGUAGUUAUAAAUCACAUUUUUAAGUGGCCUAGUUGCAUAAACCAAGUAUCUGAAACAAGGACACCCUGCUUCGCAUGACUGGAACAAUCAAGAUUUCCUAGUAGAAAAGAUUGUCCAGCACCAUAAGUGGCUAUUUUCUUCACACUGUUACAUACACACACUAAGAAUUGCAUCAUAUAUAACAGUAGUAUACAGUCAGUGCCUCAUGGUAUAAGAAAUUCUGCCUGAUGUUACGCCAAUUACAUCAAAAGAUUUUUUUCCCAUUUUAUCCUUAUGGAUUUUAUUUAAAGCCAUAUUAAACCGUAUCUCGUACUACAAUGACCUCAGAUCUGUUGUUGGAUCUGUUCUGUCUGCUUUAUGAGGUGUUUAAUGUUAUAUGAAUGUUCUUGUACUAUUUUCAUGUACGUAUUUAAAUAUUAAAUGUAUUUUAUGGAAUAUUAAACUUUUUAUACAUGAAA